Aspergillus puulaauensis is the source of this 1395-nucleotide messenger RNA. RefSeq lists its product as uncharacterized. Bases 1 to 1395 code for a protein of 464 amino acids. The record is from RefSeq and is a predicted model, not a curated record. The transcript has 4 exons. NCBI's taxonomy places the organism in Eukaryota, Fungi, Ascomycota, Eurotiomycetes, Eurotiales, Aspergillaceae.
AUGCCAGACCUGUGGACCGACGAGGAGACCGAGACUCUGAUUCGUGCGAAGAAGGAAGAUAUCCUUAGCGUUCGCCGUAUCCAGAAAACUCUCCUCCCUCACAGAUCACUCACUGCGAUCUACCAGCGGUGGUCUCUUCUCCGCGGCACUUCUGGCUCGCCGACAAACAUGGUCGGGACAAGGCGGACGGUGAGCCAGCUAAGACCUGCGGCUACACAGUCUCACCCGCCCGCAAUACAGCAACAAGAUUCCGACGAUGGUCCUGAUAUCUACGAGGAUGCUUCUUCAGCGUCUGGCUCGGAUGAAGACGACCAGAUGGACGAGGCGCCUGCUGUAGAAAGCGCAGUCGACAGAGCCAGAGCUCAGAUUGAUGGGCAGGAAAACGGCUAUCCGGUCGAGCAGCCGGAGAAUACAGAAGCCCAACGCCCUUUCUUCCCCACCCAGCCACACGCCCCGACCACGCCGAGUCCUCUGGGGCCUUCCUCACAAGCGGACUGGCGACGCAGAAGGAACGAUCUUGCCGGGCCGGAGGUGCGCAAAGCCCUAAGUGACCUUCCCGAUGAGCAGGUCGCGGAGAUUGACUCCUUAGGACAGGAGGCAGGGGAACGAGAAACCAGCCCAGGGCUGUUUAGGGCUGUUCUCACAAACAGAGCCAUUGCGGCGAUGGAACACAGUCGGAAUGGGCCCAGCGUUCGACAGAAUGCAGGGGGUGGCGCGGCUGCCGGGUCCUCUGGCACACAGAUGACACUACGCUCCGCAACGCGAGCCCGCCAAAGGUUAGCCGCAAAUGUGCCUACUCCACGUCCUGAAGCCCCAGAAGCCGAACCGAGCGGCGAGCCCAGAACCCAGCUACAGGGUCAGUCUGGGGCUGCUACGCAACCAGAUCCAGAAGAUCCAGACGCUCCCGAUGAGAUAACGGCAAUGACCGAGAUGGUCGAUGUGAUCAACCUGGAGCAGCCUGACCAGCCAACGUCCCAAGAGCGGGUCCCCGUGAGAACACCGGAGCAGGUCCAGCAGGCCCGACAGCGGAGGGCAGAGGCACGUCGCGCCCGAGAAGCCCCCAGACGUGCCUCUAGAGCGACCGCUCGACCCCAAGGAAUCAGACGCCGACCUGCGGCCCCCCGGGGAAACCCACUAGCCAACAUCCUCAGCCGGCCAGUCGCCCCCAUGCUCGCCCGAAUUAAACAGGAAUCAGACCAAGACGCCAUGCACUGGGAGCGCCACGUGGAAGUCUCCGAGAGGUACCGCGUCACGUCUGCUGCGACACGCCGCCGGGCUGAGCAACUGAUCAUGCGGUUGAACGGGCAUGGAACACUUACAGUGGCGGAUCUGUACAAUGCGAGAGGUCUGCUCGAAUGCCACCAGCUCAUCCGGUUUGACACCGAUCACCAGUAG